Molecule: messenger RNA, 7403 nt
Organism: Dryobates pubescens (Downy woodpecker)
Lineage: Eukaryota; Metazoa; Chordata; Aves; Piciformes; Picidae
Gene: SHANK2
Product: SH3 and multiple ankyrin repeat domains 2
Exons: 26
Coding region: 191-5815 (1874 amino acids)
Cellular component (GO): postsynaptic density; dendritic spine; postsynaptic membrane
Molecular function (GO): synaptic receptor adaptor activity; ionotropic glutamate receptor binding
Source: RefSeq, a predicted model, not a curated record
CCAUCAGAAAGCCCAAGCCCAGCAGGAGGGACGAGUGGUCUGCAGGGUCACCUCUGAGGUGCCAGCCACUGUGCAAAUGACUUGGCUCUAGGACAUGAGAGGAAUCUGAGAGGAGGGCAAGCUAGAUUCUGAUGGUCACCUUCACACCACUGCUCUCACCUGUAGACUCGACAGGACACAAUCCGUGGCCAUGCCUCGUAGCCCGACGUCAAGCGAGGAUGAAAUGGCACAAAGCUUUUCUGACUACUCUGUUGAGUCUGAAUCAGACAGCUCCAAAGAGGAAACCAUUUAUGACACAAUCAGAGCAACUGCAGAGAAGCCAAGCAGCAGGAUGGAGGACAGCCAGAGCAACACGUUGGUGAUUCGGGUCAUCAUACCUGACCUGCAGCAAACGAAAUGCAUCAGGUUCAACCCAGAAGCUUCAGUGUGGGUUGCAAAGCAACGAAUUCUGUGCACUUUGAACCAGAGUUUGAAAGAUGUCCUGAAUUAUGGACUGUUCCAGCCUGCAAGCAAUGGCAGGGAUGGGAAGUUUCUGGAUGAGGAACGACUUCUGAGGGAAUACCCACAGCCAGUGAAUAAAGGAGUUCCUUUCCUGGAGUUUCGCUACAAGAAGAGAGUGUACAAACAGCUCAACCUGGAUGAGAAGCAGCUGGCCAAGCUCCACACCAAGGCUAACUUGAGGAAGUUUAUGGAUCACGUUCACCACCUCUCAGUGGAGAAAGUCACAAAGAUGUUGGACCGAGGACUGGACCCAAACUACCAUGACCUGGAAAGUGGAGAAACACCCCUGACUCUGGCAGUUCAGCUUGACAAUACAGUAGAAGUCAUAAAAGCUCUAAAAAAUGGAGGAGCACAUUUAGACUUCAGAGCCAAAGAUGGAAUGACAGCUCUGCAUAAAGCAGCCCGAGCCAAGAACCCAGCAACCCUCAAGACCCUCUUAGAGCUCGGAGCAUCUCCUAACUACAAGGACAGCUGUGGGCUGACGGCGCUGUACCACACUGCUGUGGUGGGAGGGGAUCCUUACUGCUGCGAGCUCUUGCUGCAUGAGCAUGCUGCCGUCAGCUGCAGGGAUGAAAACGGCUGGCAAGAAAUCCAUCAGGCCUGCCGAUACGGACAUGUCCAACACCUGGAGCACCUCCUCUUCUACGGCGCAGACAUGGGCGCCCAGAACGCCUCGGGGAACACCGCGCUGCACAUCUGUGCCCUCUACAACCAGGAGAGCUGUGCAAGAGUGCUGCUGUUCCGGGGAGCCAACAAGGAGAUGAAGAAUUACAACAGCCAAACUCCAUUUCAGGUGGCUAUCAUAGCAGGAAACUUUGAGCUUGCUGAAUAUAUCAAGAACCACAGGGAAGCUGAUAUUGGUUCCUGCUUCCCAUAUCCAAGUAGAAGUCCCUGGAAUCUGUUGCUGGCAGUGCCCUUCAGGGAGGCUCCCACCUACUCAAACAGGAGACGGAGACCUCCGAGCACCUUGGCGGCACCUCGGAUCUUGCUGCGUUCCAACAGCGACAACAAUCUCAACAUCAACAACCUCCCCGAGUGGUCAGCCUCCUCCUCUGCUUCCUCACACCGCAGCCUUUCGCCUCACCUGCUCCAACAGAUGCAGAGUAAUCCCAAUGGAACUGUAAAAACUGUGGGCAGUUACGCUGCGUCCUCCAGGAGCCGCUCCCCGUCCCUCAACCGGCUGGGAGACGAUGGCAAGCGGCAGCAGCACAGGCACAUCAGUGCCGUCUACAGUCCCGGUGCCAACAAGGAUUCUCUCUCUGCCUUGGAUUAUCAGGGUCCCAAACGCAAGCUUUACAGUGCUGUACCUGGGAGACUUUUUAUUGUUGUGAAGCCAUAUCAACCUCAAGGAGAAGGGGAAAUUCAUCUGCACAAAGGAGACAGAGUCAAAGUUCUGAGCAUUGGUGAAGGUGGAUUCUGGGAAGGCAGCACCCGGGGACACAUUGGAUGGUUUCCUGCCGAAUGUGUGGAAGAGGUCCAGUGUAAAGCAGGUGAAAGCAAAGCAGAAACACGAACAGAUAGAACAAAGAAGCUGUUCAGACACUACACAGUGGGAUCUUAUGACAGCUUUGAUGCUUCAAGUGACUGCAUAAUAGAAGAAAAGGCAGUGGUCCUGCAGAAAAAGGACAAUGAAGGAUUUGGAUUUGUGCUCAGAGGGGCAAAAGCUGACACACCAAUUGAAGAAUUCACCCCAACUCCAGCCUUUCCUGCUUUGCAGUACUUGGAAUCUGUGGAUGAAGGGGGAGUAGCAUGGCAAGCUGGCCUGAGAACUGGAGACUUUUUGAUCGAGGUUAACAAUGAGAAUGUAGUGAAAGUUGGCCACAGGCAGGUGGUGAACAUGAUUCGCCAAGGGGGCAACCACCUAGUUCUUAAGGUCGUCACAGUAACCAGGAAUCUUGAUCCAGAUGACACAGCUAGAAAGAAAGCCCCACCACCUCCUAAGCGAGCUCCAACCACUGCACUGACCUUGCGGUCUAAGUCAAUGACCUCAGAGCUUGAAGAGCUUGCUUCAGUACGGAAGAAGAAGGAUAUUCUCCCUUCACAUUUUGAAGGUUUGAAGAAGAGGAUUGUUUUUCGAGUCACACUAAAUAAGGUGGAUGAAAUAGUUCCAGUUUCCAAGCCAUCAAGAAUCGCAGACAAUGCAACUGUGGACUCCAGAGUGGCAACUAUUAAACAGCGGCCUUCUAGUAGAUGUUUUCCCUCAGCUACAGAUAUGAAUUCCAUGUAUGAGAGACAGGGUAUUGCUGUGAUGACGCCCACUGUACCAGGGAGUCCUCAAGGUCCUUUUCUGGGUAUACCUCGGGGUACAAUGAGAAGACAAAAAUCUAUAGGAAUAACAGAGGAAGAACGUCAGUUCUUGGCUCCUCCUAUGCUGAAGUUUACCAGAAGUCUUUCGAUGCCUGACACCUCUGAAGAUAUCCCACCACCACCACAGUCCUUACCUCCUUCACCGCCGCCACCUUCUCCCUCUCUCUACAACUCUCCCAAAUCCCCGACGUCACGGAGCUAUGGAACUAUCAAACCUCCCUUUAAUCAGAAUUCAGGUUCAAAGAUCGCUUUGGUCAGGCCCGAGAACGUAGGGACAAUGAUUAGGGACAAAGGGAUCUACUUCAGACGAGAGCUGGAUCGAUACUCCCUGGACUCUGAGGACCUGUACAGCCGGAGCGCCGCGUCUCAGGCUAACUUCAGGAAGAGAGGCCAGAUGCCGGAGAACCCCUACUCCGAGGUGGGGAAGAUCGCCAGCAAGGCUGUGUACGUGCCGGCCAAGCCGGCGAGGAGGAAGGGGAUGCUGGUGAAGCAAUCCAACGUGGAAGACAGUCCAGAAAAGACCUGCUCCAUUCCCAUCCCAACGAUCAUCGUGAAAGAGCCAUCCACCAGCAGCAGCGGGAAAAGCAGCCAAGGCAGCAGCAUGGAAAUCGACCCUCAGUCUUCAGAGCAACCCGGGCAACUCCGACCUGACGACAACUUGGGCGUCAGCAGCCCCUUUGCAGCAGCCAUUGCUGGAGCUGUGAGGGACAGGGAAAAGAGGCUGGAAGCAAGGCGUAAUUCUCCGGCUUUCCUUUCCACUGACCUGGGAGAUGAGGACGUUGGACUGACGCCGCCGACGCCGCGGAUGAGGCAAUCGAAGUUCACCGAUGAAGCAAUGUUUAGCAGUGAAGAUGGUUUCAGACAGCUGAUGUCACCAUCUCCGAUUCCCGCCCCUAGGGAGCCUGAAAAUCUUUUUAAUAGCAGUGAGCCCAGCAGUCAAAGUGAUCCAAGGACACUGAACGCUUCGUCCAAAACGAAAGGCACUGAGAACAGCACGGUGGCAGCUAAGCCCAGCAACGCGCCCAGCCCGGAGAGCUACGUGCACCCGGUCACGGGGAAGCUGCUAGAUCCGAACUCCCCACUCGCCCUCGCGCUCUCUGCCAGGGACAGAGCCAUGAAAGAACAAACGCAGCAGAUUCCAGGCAAAGGGGACACCGUUAAAGCUGACCUGAACAAACCACUUUACAUCGAUACGAAGCUGAGACCCAACAUUGAAACGACUUUUCCCGUCACUGCGACUGUCAGCAGGCAGAACACUCGCGGCCCGUUGAGACGGCAGGAGACCGAGAACAAGUACGAGGCGGACAUGGGGAAGGAGAAGAAAGCAGAGGAGAAGAAGAACAUGUUGAUAAACAUCAUGGAUACCUCACAGCAGAAGUCAGCUGGCUUACUAAUGGUCCACACCGUGGACACGGCCAAGUCAGAUGAUUCGCCUGAAGAUGAAGAGGAGAAAGCAGCCGAGAUGGAGCCGAACCCCGAAGACUCCCCGGUGGAGAGGCCGGAGGGCAGCGAGGAAGCGGAGGAAGAGCUGAACGUGCCUGCUGCGCCCGAGCCCCCGGCGUCUCCCUGCAAAACCAUGGUGGCGGCGAGCUCCGUCGACGACCCUGUCAUCCUGCCCUUCCGCAUCCCCCCUCCGCCCUUGGCCUCGGUGGACAUCGAUGAGGAGUUCCUGUUCACGGAGCCGCUGCCGCCCCCCUUAGAGUUUGCCAACAGCUUCGACAUUCCCGAUGACCGCGCGGUGCCCGGCGCGGCUCUGACGGACGUGAUGAAGCAGCGGAAGAACGGCACGCCCGCCCCCACGACCUUCGCCCCCGGCCAGCCAGCCAACUCCUUGGACAGUAAAAAGCAAGUGGGUCUGUCAAACUGUUUGCCUGCCUCCUUCCUGCCACCCCCUGACAGCUUUGAUAACGUCACUGACUCCGGCAUCGAGGAGGUGGACAGUCGGAGUAGUAGUGACCAUCACCUAGAGACAACCAGCACUAUCUCAACGGUGUCCAGCAUCUCCACCUUGUCCUCGGAGGGGGGUGAGAACGUGGAUACUUGUACAGUCUAUGCAGAUGGGCAAACAUUUCUGGUGGACAAGCCCCCAGUACCUCCUAAGCCAAAAAUGAAGCCCAUAAUCAACAAAAGCAAUGCACUUUACAAGGACGCGCUGAUCGAGGAGACCGUGGACAGCUUCGUGAUCCCUCCUCCCGCGCCGCCCCCGCCCCCGGUCAGCGCCCAGCCCAACGCCCCCAAGGUUGCUCCCCAAAGGACAUCUAAGCUGUGGGGCGACGUGCCGGAGGUGAAAAGCCCGAUCCUCUCAGGCCCCAAGGCUAACGUUAUUAGCGAGUUGAACUCAAUACUGCAGCAGAUGAACAGAGAGAAAUCCUCAAAGCCAGGGGAAGGAUUGGAGUCGCCUACAGGAACCAAAACUGCCAGUCUCAGUACAAGGAGCACGGAGGUCAUGAGUACUGUCUCAGGUACCCGAAGUACAACAAUCACUUUCACUGUCCGACCUGGAACCAGCCAGCCCAUCACUCUGCAGAGCAGGUCCCCAGACUAUGACAGUAGGACCUCAGGAGCAAGACAUGCUCCAAGCCCUGUGGUUUCACCAACAGAGAUUAAUAAAGACAUCAUGCCUGCUCCUCUGAGUGCUUCUGCUUCAGCUUCAUCUCCUUCUCCGACUCUGUCCGAUGUAUUUAGCCUACCCAGCCAGCCCCCCUCCGGGGACUUAUUUAGCUUGACCACAGGGCGCAGCAGGUCUCCUUCUCCCUCGAUAUUACAACAGCCAAUCUCAAAUAAGCCUUUUACAACUAAGCCUGUCCACCUGUGGACUAAACCAGACGUGGCAGAUUGGUUGGAAAGUCUAAACUUAGGUGAACAUAAAGAAACAUUUAUGGACAAUGAAAUAGAUGGCACUCAUUUACCAAAUCUACAGAAGGAAGAUCUGAUAGACCUUGGAGUGACUAGAGUUGGGCACAGAAUGAACAUAGAAAGAGCUUUGAAGCAGCUGCUGGACAGAUAAGAAUAGCUACUUUGCCUCACAAACUUCUGUUGAUAACUAGAGAUGGGCUGGUACUGAAAUACCCCAAAUGCCUUUGUCUGUCUUUGAGUGCCAGCAAAAUUGGGGGGAGGGGGAAACCAGUUCAGUUCCUGGUACUCAGGGAAGGCAGACUGUGUGCUACAUGCCCAAACUAAACCUGACCAAGCUACACCAGUGGGGCCAUUUUCUUUCAAAGUCGUGGGGAGAUAUGAGAGAGAGAGAGAGAAAAUUGUUAACUUCAAAUAUCCUGCCUCUUGGUGAUGCCCUUCUGCUGGAACCAUUCCUUGCCACUUUUCUUUCCCACUGCAAUUCCUUUUUUUAUUGAAAAGUGCUGGAUUCUCUCCUUGGCAGUCUCCAGGCAGGCUUCCUUCCCCAGCCCUUAGCUGGCUUUAAGAGGACAGAUUGCUUCAUUACCAUUCAAGCCCAGCUUUAUCGGCAGCAGGGGCACAAUAGUGAGGUAGAGGAGUUCCUAUUUCUGGUUUUUGCUGGUUCAGCUCUGGGAUUUGCUGGCAGUGCAGCUGGUUGUUCUGCUGGAACUGGUUCAAAGGUAACCUUGCUCUGUUUUACCUGGUGUUUCUUUAUUUCUGCAGUUACACUUAGCACUCUUCCAAGGUGGCAGAACAAGUUCAAUACAUGCUCCGUUGGCUGGACCUGUAAGAUGAGCACAAGCUUAGGAAGUUCCAUCUAAACGCGAGGGGGGACUUUGGAGUCACUCACCUGGACACCGUCCUCUGCAGCCUGCUGUAGGUGACCCUGCUCUGGCAGAGGGGUUGGAUUAGAUAAUCUCCAGAGGACCCUUCCAGCCCCUGCCAUUCUGUGCACCUGUGAUGCAGAUGUUGCAUAGAAACGGAGGCGGAAUGCACACUUAGGGGGACAACAAAAUGAAGCUAGUUUGAACCUGAGACCCCCCCCAGUUUUCAACCAGCUGCUGCUGAGUGGCACUUUGAACUCCACAGGGUUCAGGCCCAGCCUUUGGACUUCAGAGCCAGGGAGGGUGACCCCCCAGAGGUGGUGUUUCAUUCAGUGAGUGGUGAGUGCUGGGCUGUUUGGAGCACCAGCCCCAGGAAGAAGCAGAGAGAUGAAUGCUCCCAUUGAAGGCAGCAAGGAAGGCUGCCAGGGUUUUGAGUGUGAGGGAUUUCAGCCUGUUGGCAGACAGGGAAAUGUUUCAGCUUGCUACAAAGGCAACAGAAAGUAAGAAGGUAAUGCCAGGCUGGGAAGAGGCACGGAGCCUUGCAGGCUGCGUGUGUUCCAAGGGCCAGGGGAGCUGGGGAGGUCUCCAGCUUCUCGUUUUUAUCACUGUUAAGAGGUGUUGGCUUCUUGACAAGGAGAGCAGACUGAGCACUUCAGCAGGGCUGGAUGCUGCCAUCAGGCUCCAGCCAUUUCUUUGCAGGCUUGCUAGUGAGGUGCUGCUAGGAACCAGGCGACCUCGGCCGCCCGUGGGCUGGGCAGUGGGGGUAGGACAGCCCCAGAGCUUUCCAGGAGACUUCAGUCAGCAGGGGAGAAAGACAGAGGUUUGCUUAAUCUGACUUCUUCUUUUCUUUUUAGUCUUCUCUCUUAUUUUUCUUUAUGU